Molecule: messenger RNA, 1910 nt
Organism: Salvia splendens (bonfire salvia)
Lineage: Eukaryota; Viridiplantae; Streptophyta; Magnoliopsida; Lamiales; Lamiaceae
Product: OVARIAN TUMOR DOMAIN-containing deubiquitinating enzyme 4
Exons: 6
Coding region: 609-1544 (311 amino acids)
Biological process (GO): protein deubiquitination; ERAD pathway; endoplasmic reticulum unfolded protein response
Cellular component (GO): cytosol; nucleus
Molecular function (GO): cysteine-type deubiquitinase activity
Source: RefSeq, a predicted model, not a curated record
UGGCUAUUUUGUUCUUUACUUGUAUUCUGUAGUUGCUUCAUUUUAGCUAAUGCUUCCAGCUGAGUUUUAUUCUUACUUUUCUGCUUCGAAUUGAUGUCUUUUAUUCGUAUAUUCAGCUAAUUUUAUUUUUUAUUUCUGCAUAAAAGAAACCUUGGAAGUCAUGUAGGUAAUUCUAUUCAAUUCAGUUUAUUUUGAUUUAUUUGUGGCAUGUUUAAAUUGAUCAAUGUUUUUUAUGCCUGAGAAUUAUUUUUUCUACCUCUAUAAUUAAUGUGUUCUUCCGUCUGUGUCUGUCUGCGACUUUGUGUUGUGUGUGAAAGUUUAUAAGGUUUGGCUUUUCACAUAAAUUUGGUAAAAGCAUCCUCUUUGUUUCUCUGAUUUUGGUAUUCAAUUUUGAUCAAUUUAGGGCGGCAUCUGUGAUUCUGUAUGGUUCUAUAUAUAUAUAUAUAUAUAUAUAUAUAUAUAAUCUGACUAUGGUGAUAUGAAUUUAAGCCCUAAAUUUUAGUGUUUUCGAAUGGUUUGUUUGUGUAAAUGAAGAUUUUAUUAUAGAUUUUAUGCAUAUUGUUAGUGGUGUUUGAUCCUUUUCACUUGCAUUAUUGCUCUAAAUCAAGAUGGCUGUUUUCACUCCCAUCACCACAUGCACCAAGAGCAUUGUAUGCUUAGUUGGGAACGUGCAAAGACACACAAUUGUCCGUGUUUCUGAUGCGUUCCAGCACCCGUCGUACUGUUGCUCCACCCUCAGCAAACACGGGGGACUAAAUCAUUUAACCAGCAAUGCAAAGUCUGGUAGCUCCUUGGGAUGUCAUUCGAUGACAUUUAAAGGCCCUGUUGGUCGUCGGGAUACCCGUGUCAACAUUUCAGCUGGUUACGGGGAUUUGAAUUUGAGGCUUUUGAUGCUCAAACACGGCCAGGGCUCAAGUGUUAAAUGUAGAGUAGGGCCUUUUUCUUUGAGGCAACGCAGUGUGUCAGCUGGCCUUUUUAUUGGACUAAUGGUCUGUUUUGCGACUGCUCAACCUUCAUAUGCUGAGUCGCAUGAGGGGAAUGAGAUGAGACGAGAUUCUUGUGCCGGGGAUUCAAAUAGCAAGAACGUCCUGGCUGACUACACUGUGAUUGGUAUACCUGGAGACGGGAGAUGCUUGUUCCGUUCUGUUGCUCAUGGAGCUUGUAUCCGGCUGGGAAAUCCUGCACCAAACGAGAACGCCCAAAGAGAACUAGCUGAUGAGUUAAGGGCUCGAGUGGCGGAUGAGUUCAUCAAGAGAAGAGAAGAAACAGAAUGGUUCAUAGAAGGUGAUUUCGAUAAAUACGUUUCGCAAAUAAGGAAGCCUCAUUCUUGGGGAGGCGAACCUGAAUUAUUAAUGGCAUCUCAUGUCCUACAGAUGCCAAUCACUGUAUACAUGCGCGAUGAAGAUUCUGGCGGCUUGAUAUCUAUAGCUGAGUAUGGACAAGAAUAUGGAAAAGAUGAUCCCAUUAGAGUUCUUUAUCAUGGAUAUGGUCACUAUGAUGCUCUGCACCUUCCUGCUAAGAGAGGGGCGAGGCCUCGACUCUGAGACUCUUGCUCGAACAUGGUCAUGCUUAUCCUUGGAAGGUGUACCAUCGAAGAAGUAGAAAAAUGGGGGAUUGCAGUUACAUGGAUAGGGCAUCAGUUAUGGAGAAGGCAUUGAAUGAAAUUACAGGCCAUGAUGGGAAGGGGAAUAAUGGCUAGUAGUGGAGAAUAAAUUCUGAGAUGAUGGGCAACAGUUACAUGUUAUUGCAUUUUAUUGUCUUUAAUUAUUAUCUUUAAUUAUUGUCAUGUAUUGGGUAUAAAUCCUUGGAGGUUAGAAGAGGAUAGGGGAGGAGAUUUAUUUUGAGUGUACGGGAAUACCGUGGCCUUCUUUGAAGGAGAUUUAUCAAUUUAUCUUUUACAAUUUUCAUCA